Asparagus officinalis (garden asparagus) is the source of this 1175-nucleotide messenger RNA. Its product is annotated as putative E3 ubiquitin-protein ligase LIN-1. NCBI's taxonomy places the organism in Eukaryota, Viridiplantae, Streptophyta, Magnoliopsida, Asparagales, Asparagaceae. The transcript is spliced from 4 exons. Bases 297 to 806 code for a protein of 169 amino acids. The record is from RefSeq and is a predicted model, not a curated record.
CCCUACCUCCGCGACUCAAGAUUCACUCCGGCGUCCAGCUUCUCCUCAUCGCCUAAUUCGUCGCCGUCGCCAGGUCUUAAACCGAUCCCGUACUCGAUCUCGGGGAGAGAGGCGAAAGUGUAGCUGACACACUUACCCAUAUAGACUCUGAUUUUGAUUCUAUAGUUGCUUUGCUGAUAAAUGGCUUGGCUGAGGCUGUGGUCCUUAUAUACCUCCUGUGGCCGACGUUCAGCCAGCUUUCCAGGGAAAACCUUGUGCCAUCCUUGCUUCAAGUGAUCACGAACAAAGGUGAAAAGAUGGAUGAUUUUCAGCUGAUAAUGGAACCCAAGGAUGCAGCAAUAGCAAUUCUGGAGCAGAUUCUAUUAGGAGGAGAUGAGAAUAGUCGUUCGGUCAAUGCUUCAAGUGUUGUCACAGCAAAUGGGAUUCCUGCUCUAUUAAAUUGCCUGAAUCAAAUGGAUGGGAGACUUUCCAUCGUGUCUAUACUUUUAAGUUGCAUGCGUUCUGAUAGAAGAUGUAGAAAACUGAUAGCAAAUAGAACCGAGCUGCUCCCCGUGCUUGAGCUAUUUCAUGCUGGAGAUGAUAGCACAAGGAGCAUAUGCAUUGAUUUUAUCUCAGAGUUUGUUUAUUUGAACAGGAGAACAUUCUGCAAUCGAGUUUUGCAGAUGAUUAAAGAUGAAGGAGCAUUUAGUACAAUGCACAGUUUGCUCGUCUACCUUCAGAUGGCUCCAAUGGAGAAGCAGGUUGCAGUUGCUAGUCUUCUUCUUCAGCUUGAUCUUCUGGUUGAACCUCGAAAAAUGAGUAUUUAAAGAGGAGUACCUUUGGUUCUUUCAAAAGGUCGACUUUUUAGUAGCCUGGAUGGGACUAUCAAGGUGUGGGAUGCUGGAAGGAGGGGUUUGAGAUCAGUUCAGGAAAUCGAAGAGGAUGUAGCUUUUGCGGAUUCACCAGAUCCUCACAGGCCCGCAAAGGAUGUAGCUUUUGCUGUUGCUCGAUUUUUCCAAAGAGGAGGAAUUGUGCGUAAUGUUGUGCGAUGGAGCAUACAAAACCUUUUGUAAAUAAUUUAUGUAAAAGUUUAUAAAUAAUUUAUGUAUCUCUCUACUAUUUUGGUGAAUGUAUUAGUUGAAUAUAAUGGGAUUUGAUAUUGGAAUAUAAUUAAAUUGUGUUGGAUAUGAAUAUAA